Diospyros lotus (date-plum) is the source of this 1600-nucleotide messenger RNA. RefSeq names its product probable aspartyl protease At4g16563. The coding region runs from base 89 to 1516 and encodes 475 amino acids. Gene Ontology annotation, molecular function: aspartic-type endopeptidase activity. The transcript has a single exon. Lineage: Eukaryota; Viridiplantae; Streptophyta; Magnoliopsida; Ericales; Ebenaceae. The record is from RefSeq and is a predicted model, not a curated record. Gene Ontology annotation, cellular component: extracellular region. Gene Ontology annotation, biological process: proteolysis.
UCAUUCCCUUUGAUUUCUGUACAACUGGCUAUUUGAUCAAUGGUGGCGCAAGGGAAGAUAAGAAGAUAAAAGAAGACAAUUGGCCUUGAUGUCACCUCAUUCAUCACAAAGCUCAAACAUCUCCAUGGCGAUGGCUGCACCUUUUCUUCUCUUGCUUCCCUUUCUCCUCUCCAUUCUCCUCCUCACCUCAGCUUCUCCCUCCACAGACGUCAAACCACCCGCAGCCACCAUAACCCUUCCUCUCUCACCACUCACCAAAUCCCAUCACAAAAACCCAUUGCAGAGGCUCAACCACCUCGCCUCUUUAUCCAUAGCCAGAGCCCACCACCUCAAGCACCGCCACGAAAACCAUUCUUCCCCAACCAAAGCACAUCUCUUGGCUCGUGGCUAUGGCGGCUACUCGCUCUCUCUCAGCUUCGGCACGCCGCCACAGACCCUUCCUUUCAUCAUGGACACAGGCAGCAGCCUCGUUUGGUUCCCAUGCACCCAUCGCUACGUUUGCAACCAAUGCAACUUCGAAAACGUAAACCCCGCAAAAAUUCCAACUUAUAUUCCCAAGUUGUCGUCAUCGGUGAAGAUUUUGUCGUGUAAAAACCCAAAAUGCCGGUGGGUUUUCGGCGACGUUGCCCCUUUAAACUGUACAACUGAGACAUGUCCGCCGUAUGGGCUUGAAUACGGGUCCGGAUCCACUUCGGGUCUUCUUCUCUCCGAAACUCUUCGAUUCCCUGAUAAGGCCGUGAAAGGUUUCGUCGUUGGAUGCUCUGUUUUCUCGAGCAAUCAGCCUUCCGGCAUUGCCGGAUUCGGGCGCGGCCCUGAGUCGCUGCCGGCGCAGAUGGGUCUCAAGAAGUUCUCGUACUGUCUCCAGUCACAUGAUUUCGAUGACAAGCCUAAGAGCAGUGAAAUGGUUUUGACCGGGAGAUCUGAUUCCGGCGACGGGGAGACCAGUGGCUUGAGUUACACCAGAUUUAUCAAGAACAAAGCAGCGUCAAACUCGGCAUUUCAGGAAUACUAUUACGUAAACCUCCGGAAAAUUUCCGUCGGUGGCAAACACUUGAAGGUUCCGUACAGGUUUCUGGUCCCAGGAUCCGACGGCAACGGCGGGACCAUGGUGGAUUCCGGCACCACCUUCACGUUCAUGGAGAAGAAGGUGUUCGAAGUGGUGGCCCAGGAGUUCACAAAGCAAAUGGCGAACUAUAGCCGCGCGACUGACGUUGAAAAGAAGACAGGAUUAAGGCCGUGUUAUAAGUUUUCCGAGGAAAAAUCGGUGAAGUAUUCGGAACUGGUUUUUCAUUUUAAAGGUGGAGCAGAAAUGGCGCUGCCGGCGGCUGACUAUUUUUCAAUCGUGGAUGGGCUUGGGGCCGUGUGUCUGACGAUCGUGACCGACGACGACCCUGAUGCGCCGGAGUUGGCGGGAGGGCCGUCGAUAAUUUUGGGAAAUUACCAGCAACAAAAUAUUUACUUGGAGUAUGAUCUGGAGAAAGAGAGAUUAGGGUUUCGUAAACAAAUUUGUAGAUGAGACGAUGGGUUUGUCCGGACGGUGGUCGUGCAGAAGAGAAGUUUGAUUAUUAUUAUUAUUAUUAUUAUGAAAUUUUAUUUUAUA